AUGUUGGUGACGGCAUUGUCCAGAAGAUCGCGUUCGGUUCGACACCGCUCUUAUUUUGCGGAGGGUGACAAAGUGUUAGUACGUGAUUUUAGAGCAUCCUCAACAAAAACACAAUGGAAACCGGGAUCAUUAAUUCGCCGUCAAGGAUCUCGAUUAUGGUUAGUCAAAGUUGGUGAUCAGACUUGGCGACGCCAUGAAAAUCAACUUCAAUUGCGGCAUUGGGAUGUUUCGGAUGACAACAUGAAUGAUAUUGUUCCAUUGACUGGUAUAUCACAAGCAGUUACAUUGGAUGCAGAUGAAGAAUAA
Molecule: messenger RNA, 306 nt
Organism: Adineta ricciae
Lineage: Eukaryota; Metazoa; Rotifera; Eurotatoria; Adinetida; Adinetidae
Source: the annotation of a GenBank genome assembly